This is a messenger RNA of Amblyraja radiata (thorny skate), 3060 nucleotides long. RefSeq names its product protein tyrosine phosphatase non-receptor type 9a (gene ptpn9a). Gene Ontology annotation, biological process: protein dephosphorylation. The record is from RefSeq and is a predicted model, not a curated record. Gene Ontology annotation, molecular function: protein tyrosine phosphatase activity. NCBI's taxonomy places the organism in Eukaryota, Metazoa, Chordata, Chondrichthyes, Rajiformes, Rajidae. The transcript has 13 exons. The coding region runs from base 140 to 1735 and encodes 531 amino acids.
UUUCUGGUCAAAACCCUUCUUCAGACUUGAAAGCCUUGGUGCCCUGACUGCCACCAAACAGUUCCUGGAGGAGAUCAACAAGUGGACAACUCAACAUGGCAUCUCUCCUCUCUCCUGGAAUGCCGCAGUCAAGUUCCUCAUGGCCAGAAAGUUUGACGUGUUCCGUGCCGUUGAGCUCUUCCACUCAUACCGGGAUACAAGGUUGAGAGAAGGCAUCGUAAAGUUGAAGCCUCAUGAAGAGCCGCUUCGAUCCGAGCUGCUGAGCGGCAAGUUCACCAUCCUGAGUGUACGCGAUCCGUCAGGGGCUUCCAUUGCCCUUUUCACUGCCAAGUUACACCAGCCCAACAAAACCCUGCAGCACGUGGUCUUGCAAGCGUUGUUCUACCUGCUGGAUCAAGCCAUCGAAAGCUUUGAAACUCAAAGAAAUGGUCUGGUGUUCAUUUACGACAUGGCUGGCUCGGCAUACACCAAUUUUGAGUAUGACCUUAGCAAGAAAAUCCUUCAGCUGUUGAAGGGAGCCUUUCCCGCUCGAUUGAAAAAAGUAUUCAUUGUCGGCGCACCUGUCUGGUUUCGAUUCCCAUAUUCCGUUCUCAGCUUAAUUCUUAAAGAAAAGCUUCGGGAAAGAGUCCAGAUGGUGAAGACCUUUGAGUUGAAGCUCUACCUGCCCAGGGACUGCCUGCCCGAGCAUUUGGGCGGCAGCCUGAAGAUGGACCAUUCCAGCUGGAACAAGCAGUUCCUCACCUCGCCAAAGGGACGCAGUGACUCGCUGGACGAGCUGAUCGCCGGCUUCCCCAAGGACGAGGUGUCGGUGCACGUGCCGGGGCUGGAGGGGAUGACGGUGGAGGAGCUGCUGGAGCACGUCAACACCGUGCAGAAGAGCGGCAUCUUCGAGGAGUACGAGGACAUCCGGCGGGAGACGCCUUCAGGCACAUUCAACUGCUCGCUACAGCCGUACAACCAGCAGAAGAAUCGAUACGGGGAUGUACUGUGCCUGGACCAGACCAGAGUAAAGUUGAAGCCUUUCAAUCAUGAUGAGAGAACAGAUUAUAUCAAUGCCAGCUUCAUGGAUGGGUACAAGCAAAAGAAUGCCUACAUCGGCACUCAAGGACCAUUGGAAAAGACGUACAACGACUUCUGGAGAAUGGUGUGGGAACAGCAUGUCCUCGUCAUAGUCAUGACCACAAGAAUUGACGAGAGCGGCAGGAAAAAGUGUGGCCAGUACUGGCCGUUGGAUCACAAUGUCCAGAGCAACUAUGGACUUAUCUCAGUCAAAAACCUGGAAAUAGAAAGCUUCACACAUUUUAACAAAACAACACUAGUGAUUCAGAAUGUAGAGACCCAUGAGAGGCGGCAGGUGAUCCACUUCCAGUACGUGAGCUGGCCGGAUUACGGGGUGCCGUCGUCCGCCGCCGCGCUCAUCGACUUCCGGUCGGCCGUGCGGCUGCAGCAAGGCCUCUCCAUCCGUAACCUGGGCAACCGCUGGAACGGCCACCGCGGAGGACCCCCCAUAGUCGUCCACUGCAGUGCCGGCAUAGGCAGAACAGGCACCCUCUGCACCUUGGACAUCUGCCUCUCCCAGCUGGACGACGUGGGCACGCUGAACGUCUACCAGACAGUGCGGAGGAUGAGGACGCAGAGAGCCUUCAGCAUCCAGACCCCCGACCAGUAUUACUUCAGUUACACCGCCAUCAUCGAGCAUGCCCAGAGGCAGAACCUGCUGUCUGCCAGCCAUUAACAGGAGCGCUGCCUCUUCUCAUCACUCACUCCCUCCCUCCCCCCACCCCCUCCGUCCCUCCCUCUACCCCCACCCCUCCCUCCCUCCUCUGUCGUUCAACAACCACUCUGCACCCAAGCAGAUGAUUCCCAAUAAUAGGCGGAUAGAACAACUGUAGAUAGUGACCUUUUUGUGAUUGUACCAGAUCAUAGAUUUAGUACUAGCCUUAAUUACUUGGAUAAAACUUAUUUUACCAUGGUUUAACACCAUCAUACCAGUAGCUUUCUUCACGGAGCUUAUAGACAUUUCCUGAAGAAAAUCUGUUACAAUUCAUUUAUUCCAAUUAUGUAGCAUUUAGAGAUAAAAUCUACGGUACAGAAACAUGAAGAAACGAAGGCCGUCGGGAAGGCCAUCGAAGGAGAAGAUCUCUUCACAGAGACCGAUCCACAAUCUUUAGUCAGCAUGUGACUUCUGUAAAAGUGUCGUCUGUGGACCAGACUUUUUGAUUUUUGAUUUUUUUUUCCUUUUCGAGAAAGAAACUUGUUUAUGACAUAAAAAGAAACGACAAAAAAAAAAGAAUCUUACCUCAAGCGCCACCUGAGGGGCGGAAUGAAGCACCGCGCUGAAUCUCUCGCCGCCUCCGGCUGAGGUCAGCUCUGUCGUUGCCGUACGGGGGGCUCUCUGUACCCGCCUCAUCGUCGCUCACACAGCGGGCCGGAGACACUGACCUGGGCGGCCACACCCGUGCCUGUGUGGGACCAGUUCACCCCUUGUGCCUUCUCCUCUCUUAUUCCACAUUGCAGCGGCCCGCGGCUAUCGUUCAAAGCUAAACCUUUCUCUCAGGGGAUGCAGUUUAUGUUCCCGACCUCUCUCACACACAAUGACUCGCCCACUUGGCCUUCCCUGCACCUUUUCUCCCUCAUCCAGGCUUGUGGCCUAGUGAGUAAAGGUUCCGACCCAAAACAUCAUCUGUCCAUUCCCUUCACAGAUGCUGCCUCACCUUCUUCUUCUUCUUGCGUGUGGCGUGCACAGCCUAAAGUUGUAGGACAACUUGUACUAAUUGAUCUUAUUUGAUUGUGCACGCCGGGUUGAUUGCAUUGGUUGAAACAGGGCGGACCACAUGAAGGUUGCAAUCUCCCACCCCCUGCCUGACCUGCUGAGUUCUUGCUCUUCCACUCCCUCUCGACCUCUUGUUUUGCCUCUUAUCAUUCCCUGCUCUUUCUCACACUCAUUCUCUCCCUCUUUCCCUGCAGCCCUUUAAUCUUGCCCUCUCUCCAUCACCCCCGCACUCUCCUUUUCCCUCCUCCCAUUCUCUCUCUCUCCUCGCAUUCUUUCUCUCCUUCCAC